AUGUCCGAGGAGGCUAUCAGCUCGGUUCUGGUGCAAGAAAAAGAAGGCAACCAAGCUCUUGUAUAUUUUGUCAGCCGACUACUACAAGAUUCAGAAACCCGGUACCAGUUGAUAGAAAAAGUGGCACUCGGUCUAGUACACACGUCUCGACGCCUACGCCAUUACUUCCAAAGCCACCGAAUUGUUGUACACACCGACUGUCCCGUCGCUAAGGUGUUAAGCAAACCAGAACUCGCCGGAAGAAUGAUGGCCUGGUCAAUGGAACUCUCGCAAUUCGACAUCACCUUCAAACCGAGGGGACCGAUCAAGGCUCAGUGUUUGGCCGACUUCAUAAAUGAACUUCACCCACAGGGCCAAUUCGAGGAACAAUGGUGGACCCUCCAUGUGGACGGAUCCUCAAACAGCCAGGGGAGCGGGGCAGGAAUCAUCUUAGAAGGACCGAGAGGGAUAACGUUGGAACAAUCCUUGCGCUUCCAAUUCAAAGCCUCGAACAACCAAGCUGAAUACGAAGCUUUAUUAGCAGGAUUAAGGCUGGCCGAGGAUAUGGGUGCAUCAAGAGUCAAGUGCCGGACCGAUUCCAAAGUGUGGUCGAGAGGUGUUGGUCGAGCACAUCCCGUGCGAAGACAACACUCGUGCCGACCAGUUGGCUCGGCUGGCCGCGACCAAAAACCGGGACAUCUGCAAACGAUCAUUCAACAAGAGAUCGACCGCCCUAGUGUCGAUGCAGAAGUGGUGGCAAAUGUCAAUUCCGACCGUGCCGACCAGGACGACUCCCAAGACUGGCGAUCCGAAAUCAGAGAGUUUAUCAUAAGCGGAGCCACGUCGACUAAUCUGUCCGAAGCCAAACGACUAAGAACCCAAGCCAGCAAAUACGUCGUUAUCGCCGGCCAGCUGUACAAACGCGGUUUCUCUACCCCGUUACUCAAGUGCCUAAACUCCGCCGAGGCUGAUUAUGUGACGAGAGAAGUGCACGAGGGUAUAUGCGGACUGCAUUCAGGAGCGAGGACGACCGUCUCCAAACUCCUACGAGUCGGGUAUUAUUGGCCGACCAUGAACACCGACUGCGCGGCGUUUGUAAAAAGGUGUCACGUAAACCGAGUCAAGUGUGUAGUCCGGGAUAACCGAGACCUUUUUGCAUGGACGGCGUCAGACAUGCCGGGCAUAGAUCCAAAGUUUUUAUGUCACCGACUGGCCGUAUGCCGAGAUGCCCGACCUGUCGCUCAAAAGAAGCGUUCUUAA
Molecule: messenger RNA, 1239 nt
Organism: Cajanus cajan (pigeon pea)
Lineage: Eukaryota; Viridiplantae; Streptophyta; Magnoliopsida; Fabales; Fabaceae
Source: RefSeq, a predicted model, not a curated record